CGUUCACUUAAGACAAGUAAACAAAACUUACAAUAUCCACUUUAUUUCCUGUACAUAGUGAAUUUUGGUUGUUCUAGGUUGGAUCUUUGGAUUUCUCGUAAUGGCUAACUCUAGAUUUGAGUAUGUUAAGCAAUAUGAGCGAAUAGAUAGAUUAUUACCGGAAACAUAUAUUGUAAUUCGAAUUGAUGGCAAAGGAUUUCACAAAUUUACUAAAAAGCACGAAUUCGAAAAACCCAACGACCUUAGAUGCUUGAGUUUAAUGAACGCAGCUGCUAGAGUGGUAAUGUCUGAAUUUACAGACAUUGUAUUGGCAUACGGGGAUAGUGAUGAGUAUAGUUUUAUAUGGUCAAAAAGUACUGAGUUAUAUGAACGAAGAGAAAACAAAUUGGUAUCCCAUGUAUGCUCCUUAUUUACAUCUGCAUUUGUGUUCAAUUGGCCUCGAUAUUUUGAUAUGCCACUGUUAUCUCUCCCUUCAUUUGACGGUCGUGCCGUUUUGUACCCAAAUAUUAGCGUUCUACGGGAUUAUUUGAAUUGGAGACAGGUUGACUGUCAUAUAAAUAAUUUGUACAACACUACGUUUUGGGCUUUAAUACAAAAAGGUGGACUCACAAAUACCAAAGCGGAAGAGUACUUAAAGGGUACGGUUAGUUCUCAAAAACAUGAAAUUCUCUUCUCUCAAUUUCAUAUAAAUUAUAAUAACGAACUUGAAAUUUAUAAGAAAGGUUCCAUUUGGGUACGGGAGCCUGAAGAAAAUGAAUCAGCUCCUUCUAAACACGAAAAGUACUCUACGAAACAGAAACGAAAAAUGGGUCUACGAUUACUUCAUGUUAGCAUUAUUGAUAAUCAGUUUUGGGAUUCUCGGCCUUAUCUUAACAUCUUGCUUAAUUAAAUCCGUUUGUAAAAGCAUGAAGUCAAUGCUAAGCUGGGAUAGCAACAGCAAACAGUUUUACUACUACUUUAGUUGUGCAAAAAAUAAUUUAUUGAAGCCGUAAAUUUGCAUGCGAAGCUUCUCUAUUAUCAGUUAAAUAUAGAUUAAAUAAUUAAGUAAAAAGAUAUUAGCGGUACAAUACGGGUCAUAACAAAAUUAGUCGAAAAUCAUAAGUGUGAAAUAGACUGGAAAAGAAUUAC
Messenger RNA from Schizosaccharomyces octosporus yFS286, 1128 nucleotides. Its product is annotated as tRNA guanylyltransferase. NCBI's taxonomy places the organism in Eukaryota, Fungi, Ascomycota, Schizosaccharomycetes, Schizosaccharomycetales, Schizosaccharomycetaceae. The record is from RefSeq and is a predicted model, not a curated record. Gene Ontology annotation, biological process: tRNA modification. The transcript is spliced from 4 exons. Gene Ontology annotation, molecular function: magnesium ion binding; tRNA guanylyltransferase activity. The coding region runs from base 101 to 889 and encodes 262 amino acids.